UGUUUUAAUUAUUCUCCGCGUCUACGGUCCAGUUUCACGAAUUUAGCCAUGCGAAAUUACGAGUCACGAAAGUAAAAAUACCCCUAUAACGGAUCACGAUAGAGUACUCGAUCACGAGUUUAUUUUUAGGCCUUUCACGAAUCACGGAUUUAAUUAAGGGCCAAUCACGAAUCAAGAAAAUACUCUUCACCGCCCUGUUUCUUUCGAUUGCGAUUGCAGACUUUCUGAAAAUUACUGAAGGAGUUAAUGUAUGAAAAUGCCGAGCGGAUGAAGGUUGACCAAUUGUUUUUAAUUAUCAUUAGAGAAAUGGCGAAAGUUUUGCGAAAAACCCCAAGAAGGCAAGGAGUUCUAUAAACUUGAGCGUCAUUAUCUUAAAGCACCCCGGGAGUGACUUUUAGAUUUGAACACCCAAGAAUUCAUAAUGUAGGCCAAACCUUAUAUGCGACUGAAACACAGGCUACCCUGAUGAAACUACGAGCCUGACGUAGGGAAGUUUGAAUAGACUUUAAGACACAAUGUUUCUUUAACAUAAAUAUUUCAGAUAUAUUUUGCUAUGUCAAACACUGAGCACAGUUGUUGGUGAAGGGAUGUUUUGACCGUCUCUUAGUCUCCCCGCUCACCUGCUUGUGCCAUCAUAACCAAAUCUGGUGAAAACAGUUAACUUCGACUCAUUAGAUUAUAGGAGUUACAAGGAAAUAAAUAGAUAACCGCGGCUACAUACCCUUUUCACUCCUUAUAUUAAACUCAUAAAUCUGGCGCAAAGAAACACAAAUCUAACAAGAUUUAUCGCAAUAAAAGAAUGCAUUAAAUAUUGACGUUGUUGUAAAGAACAAGUUUGCAUUUGUUCAUAGUAACCAGAAUGUUUUACAAAGGAAUCGUUUAUUGAAUCUUUUUCUUAAAUCUCAAAUGAAUAUGCCCAGAGAUACAGAGACUCUAGAUUGGAUACCAGAAUGUUUGUUUUUCUUCUAUUGUAUAGUAUGUUAAGUUAAGCUCGAACAAUGUAUAUGGAAAUCAAGCUUCUUUUUACAAAACUUAAUUUUUAUUCUUUUCACUCUUACUUAUUUUAAUCAAAUACUGGCACAAAGAAACACAAAUCUGACCGAUUUCUCGAAAUAAAAGAACUUUAGGCAUGAUUUCAAUUAAUUUACUUGUCGUAUUGAUGACAAUUUUGCGUUUGUUCUUAGUAACCAAAUGUUUAAACAACCGUGAAAUUAUCUAAAAAAUAUCUAAAGAUGGAAAGACUUUAUUGAAAUAUCAAUAUAUUAUUAUUUUUUUAAUAUUGUUUGACAUAUGAAAUAUAGCUCCUUUAUUUUAGGUCCAUUAGGAUAAACGCUCCAGAGUAAAAUGAAAAUUAUGCUUUUUUUUAAAUAAGGAUUUAGAGGUCACUUUAAUGCCUGAACUAUUUAAAUAUAAAUUUUUCUUAAGCUGUUUUAUAGGUACCGACAAGAGAUCAUGGUCUCUUGGUACCGAUGAAUUAUUGAUGAAGAUGACAUUGUCAGGAAUCCUCAACAUUGAAAGAUCGGUUGACCAAUGGGUCUCUACGCUCAAAUAAGGAUCACUGUAGGAUAUGGUAUUUAUUGACGAAACACUUCAAAAUUCAACCAUUUAUUUAAGUCAAGCUCAAGAGCUACCAAGACGCAAAAACUCCCAAAGCUAAAAUUUCCCAAGCUAUAAGUUUCCCCAAGACACGAAAACUUUCAAAGCUUAAGAUUUCCAAAGAAAACUUCGAAGCUAAAGAUUUCACAAGACAAGAAAACUUCCAAAGUUAAAGAUUUCACAAGACAAGAAAACCUUCAAACCACCUCAAAUACUCCCAAGACGCGAAAACUUUUACAAGGAUGCCCAGUUUCAUGACACUCAUUGUUUGGACGACCUUGUCGCUAUGGCAACAGGCGACGUCCCUCGAGCAGUGCGACUUAGAAAGGGAUCAAGGUGAGAAUAUUCUAGCAAAUCACGUGAUCGAGCGGAUCGAGGGCUCCACCAGAGCACUUUGCUGGAUGGCGUGUGACGCUAAGACACAGUGCCACAGCAUCAACUUUUUCCUAAAUACGGAGACUUGUGAGCUGAAUAACGCCACGCAUCUUAGUCAUCCGGAGGACAUGGUGAAGGACGUUCCAGGCGGAAGCUAUAUGCUUUACCCGCUUCACCCUUUGUUCAACUGCAGCAACAAGCUGUGUAAGAAGAAAGAAAGAUGCGAGGUUGAUCCUAACGGCUCCACCAUCAAAUGCAUUCCAGUUGACUGUGCGCUUUUCUUUCCGAAUGGAGGCGAGGACGAUUACAUCAUCGUGAAUGGGACACUUCCCGCUAUGACGUCAUUCACCGUUUCCUUUUGGAUAAAAGUACCAAGUGGAUUUUCCAGUAACUUCAGCGCUACGGUCUUUUCUUAUAUCGACACGAAUGAACAUUAUAUUAUGACCAGAGUCGAAUACGAAUCAGCAAUCAGGCUCUAUUUAAGAGGGACAUACCUGAAAUGGGAUGGACAUAUGAUCUACGACCAAUGGCAACACCACUGUUUAACUGUGGCAUAUUCAGUUGAAAGGGACAGAACCUAUAUGGAAUCUUAUCUCAAUGGGAAUUCACUUGGUAAGGAAUAUAAAGGCUCUGAUUUGAGAGUUCUAGCGGGGGGCAGAACAAUUAUUGGUCAACGACAGAAAAGAGUAGACGAAUUAUCCUUCUCUGGUGAUAGUAUGUUCGGCUACAUUUCAGGCUUAAAUAUCUAUAACAAUAUGAGCGAUGGGGCGAAAUGUGUCGAGAUAUUUGGGGACGGGUUUAGUGGUAACCAUUACGGGGAUGUACUCUCGUGGGUAAAUGUAGUUAGCGGAGAGUUUGUAGGGAGUGUUAAAGAAGUGUGUUCAAGUGAUUUGUAAAAGAGCAAGUGAGUAAAACAUGCUUGAGGGUCCAGCAUUCUUUGUGUAUUAGGAGACCCAGCGGUCUUUGCGGGCGCUUGCUGAAGGUACGUGAUAUUUUUUUCGCGGGAAAAAG
Messenger RNA from Nematostella vectensis (starlet sea anemone), 2982 nucleotides. RefSeq names its product sushi, von Willebrand factor type A, EGF and pentraxin domain-containing protein 1. The record is from RefSeq and is a predicted model, not a curated record. Bases 1839 to 2867 code for a protein of 342 amino acids. The transcript is spliced from 4 exons. Lineage: Eukaryota; Metazoa; Cnidaria; Anthozoa; Actiniaria; Edwardsiidae.